Rotaria sp. Silwood1 is the source of this 327-nucleotide messenger RNA. The record is from the annotation of a GenBank genome assembly. NCBI's taxonomy places the organism in Eukaryota, Metazoa, Rotifera, Eurotatoria, Philodinida, Philodinidae.
ACCCACACCCACACCCACCACCCUAGUUUGUGGAAUCUCUUUCGUGAAAGAAGUGUUCCGUUAAGUGAAUUAUUGAUUAGAAGUCUCAUGGCUGCAAAUACUCGAUCGAAACAACAAGUUAAAAAUGAACUGACUUCCACCUUGGAGUCUAAUAAUACUUUAUCAUUAACACAAUUAGUUGAAGAUUUGGAUGUUCAUUAUACAAAACAAUCUAAUAACGUUGUUCAACAUACCUUAGAAAAAUGGGAUGCUUAUCGAGAAUACGAACAACAACAAUUAGAAUCAAUUAAAUUACUGACCCAAGAUGAAAUGUUGAAAAUAGAUUAA